Morone saxatilis (striped sea-bass) is the source of this 1113-nucleotide messenger RNA. RefSeq names its product PR domain zinc finger protein 12-like. Gene Ontology annotation, cellular component: nucleus. Gene Ontology annotation, molecular function: histone methyltransferase binding. Bases 1 to 1113 code for a protein of 370 amino acids. NCBI's taxonomy places the organism in Eukaryota, Metazoa, Chordata, Actinopteri, Moronidae. The record is from RefSeq and is a predicted model, not a curated record. The transcript has 5 exons. Gene Ontology annotation, biological process: neurogenesis.
AUGGGCUCUGUGCUACCCGCCGACACUCUGGCUCUCAAGUCUGGAUUUAAGUGUCCGAGCCGCUCGCUGUCGGACGUGAUCACCUCGGACAUCCUGCACAGCUUCUUGUACGGCAGGUGGAGGAACGUGCUGGGCGAACACCAGGCGGAGGAGCGGCAGAGCGGCAGCAGCCCCAAGACCGCCUUCACCGCCGAAGUGCUGGCUCAGUCUUUCGCUGGAGAGGUGCAGAAGCUGUCCAGCCUGGUGCUUCCCAGUGAAGUGAUCAUCGCCCAAAGCUCAAUCCCUGGAGAAGGUCUGGGCAUCUUCUCAAAGACCUGGAUCAAAGCAGGAACCGAGAUGGGCCCUUUCACAGGGAGAAUCCUGUCCCCUGAACACGUGGACCUGCUCAAGAAUAACAACCUCAUGUGGGAGGUGUUCAAUGAAGACGGCACUGUGCGCUACUUUAUCGAUGCCAGCCAGGAGGAUCAGCGCAGCUGGAUGACUUACAUAAAGUGCGCCCGGAACGAACAGGAGCAAAACCUGGAGGUGGUGCAGAUCGGCAGCAGCAUCUUCUACAAGGCGGUGGAGACCAUCCCGCCUGACCAGGAGCUUCUAGUCUGGUAUGGAAACACUCACAACACAUUCCUGGGAAUCCCUGGAGUUCCAGGAAUAGAUGAAGAACAGCAGAAGAAAAGCAGGAGUGAUGACACCCACCCCUGCGAAGGCCCUCCCUCUUGCUCCCCCCCUUCCUCCAUCUCAGCCGGUCGCAUGCGGUGCGUAAUCUGUCACCGCGGCUUCAACUCCCGCAGCAACCUGCGCUCCCACAUGCGCAUCCACACUCUGGACAAGCCCUUCGUCUGCCGCUUCUGCAACCGCCGCUUCAGCCAGUCGUCCACGCUCCGGAACCACGUCCGCCUGCACACCGGCGAGCGGCCCUACAAGUGUCACGUCUGUCAGAGCGCCUACUCGCAGCUGGCGGGCCUGAGGGCGCACCAGAAGAGCGCACGGCACAAACCGGUGGUGCACGCCUCCGACGUGCCAUCCCAAGUGUCCCCUCCCCCACCACAGAUGACGGCCAUCCCUCACCAGCACCAGAUGCCCAUGGUGCACCACAUCCCCACCAUGGUGUUAUGA